AUGUUACACCUGUACGGUAAUGGCGUCGAGGACAAGAUCACGUCGUUGUUCAGCCGGAGGGGCAGCGGGCUUGCCCGGGGACAGUCCAAGGAGAACCUUCGGGUCGAGGACUACGGCUACGGCCGCUUCUCUGACCACACGACCGAGGAGGGCGGCGUGUGCUCCAGCGAAUCCAGCCUGUUCCGAAGGGUGAGGGACAUGUUACACCUCUACGGUAAUGGUGUCGAGGACAAGGUCACGUCGCUGUUCAGCCGGAGGGGCAGCGGGCUUGCCCGGGGACAGUCCAAGGAGAACCUUCGGGUCGAGCGGUAUCUUGAUGUGCAGAAAUUCCAGGAUUUUGGGACACCGAGUGCUCCCCCAAUUGCACGAGAUGGGGAGGUGGAUGGCAUUUUCGAUGCAAUUGAGGCUUUGAGAAGACAGAGAUCUCAUCAGUGGCGGAUAUACUGGCUCAAGAUGUUCAUGAGCUUCCUACGAGUAAGAAAGAUACGUGUUGUACCGCAAAGACCAAAGCUUCGCGCAACAUCAUCCUUUAGAAAUCUCUACAUGCAAGCUGGUCGCGAAUAUGUCAAACAGAUUUCUAAAAUUCUGAAGAGCCAGGUUACUAUUCUGUCAUCCACAUCAUCUACAUAUUUUCCUGAAGCUAUGGAAUUGCAGCAGCGAGCUAACUCUUCCCUGCAUUUUUUGGGUCAAGUCUUAGCCAACACCUAUGGGAAGAGGCCUAUUUUACAGUCUCACAAUCCAAGUGUAAGAGUGGAAACGAUCUCCUUCAUGCCCCUGUCAUGUCUACUUCUUUAUCAACUCCAACUUCCGUUAUGUGCUCUAGCAUACACAGCCUGCAGGUCAAACCUAGAAGGAUUUACACUCUCUCGUCGACGUUUUCUUUUCUUGUUGCACCGGUGUGGCAUCGCCUUUGGACAAGCCCUUUGUCUCGAUUCUCCCUUUGCAGCUCAGCUCCACCGACCAGAUGAUGAUGGCUGACAAAGAGCUCGAUGUCCAUGGCUCGCCGGGUUCCGCUGGCUCCACUAACAGCUGUGUGCGGGGGCUUGCACAGGAUACCCAGCAAGUGUUUAGGAUUCCACACAGGGCAGUUCUUGACAUGCUCCUAGCACACCUUGGCCUAUCACCGGCUCAGUAUGAACAUGUUGUUCAUGAGGACGACAAGAUCCAUGUGACCGUCUUUUUCAACACCUCUACGUUGGGUCCUGGAGGACCAAUCAGUAUGAAAGUGUCAUGUCGUCAUUCCUACUGGUCUAUUUUAUGCCUAAGACAUGCAAAGUUGUGGAUCGUCUGUAAGCUACCAUGUGCUAUCGUAUCUCCUAUGCCUAUGAUAUUUGCUAGUAAACCUAUCGUGCAACGUGCUUUCUAUGUCCGUACAUUGUUAGGUGGCUUCUUAUUGUGUGCAUACAAAUGAACCUUAUUUCUGAAUGAUUCUUCAUUAGUUUUUUUA
This is a messenger RNA of Triticum aestivum (bread wheat), 1447 nucleotides long. RefSeq lists its product as uncharacterized. The transcript has 10 exons. Bases 1 to 978 code for a protein of 325 amino acids. The record is from RefSeq and is a predicted model, not a curated record. NCBI's taxonomy places the organism in Eukaryota, Viridiplantae, Streptophyta, Magnoliopsida, Poales, Poaceae.